This is a messenger RNA of Rhagoletis pomonella (apple maggot), 954 nucleotides long. RefSeq lists its product as uncharacterized. Gene Ontology annotation, biological process: DNA integration. Lineage: Eukaryota; Metazoa; Arthropoda; Insecta; Diptera; Tephritidae. Gene Ontology annotation, molecular function: nucleic acid binding. The coding region runs from base 1 to 954 and encodes 317 amino acids. The record is from RefSeq and is a predicted model, not a curated record. The transcript has a single exon.
AUGGGAUCUCUUCCAGCCGAUCGUCUACUUGCUCAGCGCCCCUUUUUGGUAGUAGGUGUUGACCUAUGCGGCCCAUUUUAUACUUCGUACCGCAUUCGUGGAAAGGCACCUUACAAAACCUAUCUAGCAGUAUUUGUUUGCUUUUCAUCGAAAGCAGUACAUGCGGAAUUAAUAUCAGAUUUAUCAACUAAUAACUUUGUUCUCUCUUUGAAGCGUUUUAUUGGCAGACGUGGCAUACCGUAUCGUAUCUACUGUGACAACGCCACAAAUUUUGUGGGCGCACAGGCGCAGCUGAAUGAAUUAAAGCGUCAGUUCUUCAACCAGCAAUCAGUAUCUGAUUUGGAGCAGUUCGGCAGCGUUCAUGGGUUUGAAUUUCGAUUUAUCCCACCGCGAGCUCCUCACUUUGGGGGAUUGUGGGAAGCUGCUAUAAAAUCAAUGAAGACUCUGCUGGUAAAAUACAUCUCACAGUCUAACUUAACAUUCGAAGAACUUCAGACAGUAGUGAUUGAGGUAGAGGCCAUAUUGAACUCGCGACCUCUUACGCCUUUGACUGACGACCCAAAUGAUGGUGAGGCGCUUACUCCAGCACAUUUGCUUAUAGGGACUUCGUUGAAAACACUGCCGGAGCCACAACUCAACGUCAUAAAGGAGUCGCGUCUAACUAGUUGGCAGCGUAUCACUUACUUAAAGCAGCGAUUAUGGGACUUGUGGCGUCGGGAUUACCUUCAUACAUUACAAGUGCGGUCGAAGUGGCUUGAGAAGCAAGAAAACAUCGUUCCUGGUCAGCUUGUUAUGAUUCAUGAUGACAAUUUGCCACCCCAACAAUGGACACUUGGUCGCAUCACAAACACGUCCCCAGGAGCAGAUGGCCGUGUACGUGUGGUUGACAUUCUCACAAAGCGAGGUACUCUACGGCGCCCAGUGCACAAGAUAGCUCCUUUGCCGAUUGAAUAA